AAACUCAAGGACGCACAUUGUGCCAUUCUUGUGGUCAAGAUGAAGAGAACACUGAUAAUGUUUUCGUUUAUUCUUCUGCAACUUCUGUUAGGAAACUCUCUUUCUCCAAAACAUUCUUCACCCAAACCAAAUGCAGAAGUCACUGUAAUGGGUUUUGUCUACUGUGAUGUCUGCUCCAACAACAGUUUCACCAGACACAGUUACUUCAUGUCAGGCGUGGAAGUGAGAAUAGUCUGCAGAUUCAAAGCAGCUUCGUCAAGAACAAACGAGAUGAUAACAUUCUCUGCAAACAGAACCACUAACGAGUUCGGACUCUACAAGGUAGCCAUUACUUCUCUAGACUGUGCUGACGUGGACAGUCUCGCGAGUUCUUGUCAAGCGAAGAUAUUGUCUACUACUAGAAACGAAAAGUUGGUUGAUCGUUUAUAA
Messenger RNA from Thlaspi arvense, 429 nucleotides. The record is from the annotation of a GenBank genome assembly. Lineage: Eukaryota; Viridiplantae; Streptophyta; Magnoliopsida; Brassicales; Brassicaceae.